AUGGACGAAUUGGACGGCAUUAGACCAAAGCAAUCUGAGACCUCUUCACCCGUAGCUGAGUCGACAACGAAUAUAAAACCUGAAAGCUCCUCAGAGCUUCAUUGCUCCAGGGAUGAUAUUGCAGAGGAGAAAAGUUUAAGCAGUUCAUCAGAUCAAGGUGUGCAGUUAAAUAUCGACACCACUGCAGCGUUGUCGGACGAUGUCACAGAAUUGGUCAUUCAAUACUUGGAGCGGCUUAAAUUGGAUGAUGACAUCAAAGCAAAGGAAGUCAUUUUGACGCUGUGGGAUUUUGCUGGACAGCACCUAUACUAUGCGUCACAUCCUGUCUUUCUUUCACCGCGAGCAGUGUACGUCUUGGUGUAUAAUCUUAGCAAAAGUCUAAGUGCUGAGGCUGAGCCCUGUGUGAGACAAGGUAUUCAUGACCUUCUCCUGGACAACCCAAACAGUGAGACCAAUUUAGAUAAUUUACUGGCCUGGUUAGUUUCUGUUCAUAGCAUUCGUCGUCCCGCAGAGAGUAAAGCUGUGCAAGGUUCAGAUCAUCAAGGCAGGAACUCGCCCUAUCUUCGUCCACCAGUCUUCAUUGUUGGUACAAAUGCUGAUCACCCUUUUGAAAACCCCAAGAAAAUGGAAAAGUGCAUCGAAAGGGGUAUGUCGGGCAACACUUACGAAGAGCACGUGAUCAGGCCAUUCUUUGCUGUCGAUAACACUCAGUCGCAUAACGAUGACGGGAUCCAGAAACUACAGAGGAAAAUUAUUGAGGUAUUGAAACGAGAACCCUACAUGGGUGAAGAGGUACCAAUUAGGUGCGUUUCACAAAAGAGUAUGUUCUAUUCAAAGUAGUAAUGCGGUACCCUUUUUUGGAUUGGGUUGAAAAGUGCAAGUAAAGGGAAACUCAAUAUAAGACGUCUACUUCAUUUAUGUCAGGUUCCGCUAUUACAAAAUUAGCUGCAGUGUUUAUGUAUAAUGGAAAAUUUUACAUAUUUUGUUGUUAAAUGAAAUAUCGUGGCAUUUCGUCAUUAUUAUUAUUAUUACAGUUGAGGGGUUUAGACCUCUCAGAACAACUUGCAGCUCUUCUAUAAGCAAGCUAGACUUAAAGUGAAAUAUUUAAUUCCCUUAAUGCAAAAACCAAAUACACAAAGUCAAACCCACUUUUUUUACCUCCAAUCCUUUUUCGGUCGACUUUGCUUGUAACGGUUUUUUCGUUGUCCCUUUAUUGUUCACGAUAGGUGGUUCAAUUUCGAAAAAGUUGUCGAGGCAUUGGUUGCGAAGAAAACUUUCCACAUGUCCCUAGACCAGCUUCUGACCGUCACCAGAAGAGUUUGCCAAAUCGAGGACGAUGCGGAGUUGACGGCCAUGUUGAAUUUCUAUCAUGAUCUUGGUGUUAUAGUCAAGCAUGGCCAUACAGUAGUGCUGCAGGCUCAGUGGCUAAUAAACCUAUUUAAACAACUGAUAACUGUCCCGCCUUUCAAUGAGGUGGUAAGUAAGUCAUUUCGAAGACGGGGACGAGUACGAGUUCUAGAUUUUGCUCAAUACAAAGUAAAGCGCGCGUGAAACAGUUUCCUUCUUGGGAAAAACCUGACAGCCGUCGUCUUUUAUUUCGAGUUUUAGCGAUAAUAUCCUAGUGGCGGAAACAAGAGUUGUCGGAUGUUAGACGUUUUAUCAUUUUGAGAUCGGGAAAGGGCAUAACCUCCUUCAAUAAAGGUAAUGGUGCUAUCUUUUCUGCUAAAAAAGUUCUUAAGCAUUUUGGGUAUCUCAUACACAAAAAAAGUCUUUAAUUCAAUUAUAGUACUCGUAGUUGUUCUCGUCCUCGAAUCUAAAGGUCUCUAAUUGUGCGUUUGAGCGAGUUACGUGUUUUUAUCCCCAGGUCGAUACGAGUCAUUCGUAAACUGGUGCAUGUCCCAUACGUCUGCAUUUACUAUCCUUUACGAAAAUCUCUUUAAAAAUUUUGAAUAUCUCCGUUAAUGAGAACUUUAUUCAUGUGUUCCCUUGUUUUUAUACUCCUAAGGUAUUGGAUGCACAUCUAUAGUCAACUGUAACAUUUAUUGAUAUAAAGUCUUUUACCAUAACCUGAACGAUUUCGUUUACAUCUGUUGGUCAACUGCUAUUGUCUGUACGAACAUAGACAACCUCUUGAUAGCGCAAACAUUUUUCGCAGCCCUCGCUCGCGAGUUUCUGGCGAACAUCUCUGGAAUUAGGCAUUCAAGGACUUCUGUCAGUGUUAUUGCAAACAAAAACACAAAUCGAUCAUACUAACGACAGGCGUGCGUGAGAUUUAUUCAUAUUUUGAAGAUGUUUUUGAAUUGUUCCGUAUUUUAGGAUCCUGUAUUUUCCAAAUGUUGGCGCGAGCUAGAGGAAAACGGCAUCCUUAGAAUGGCUCUUGUAGAUCACGUUUUCACGGAAUUCAUUCAGAAUGGCCUUUUAAAGCAGGACAUUCUUGAUAUGAUGGAGCUGUAUGGCUUAAUUGGCAAGUUCUCCUGCUCGUCUUCGACAAACGCUCAGGUGCAAGAAUACUUUGUACCAGCUCAGCUCAGAUCAACCCCAUCUGGUCUAUGCGAAAUACGUCCCUCUGAUAGUGAUCCGUGUCCACUAUAUAUCCAUUUCCCGGAUGGCUUUGUUCCAUAUGGGCUCUUUUCGCAACUGCUGUCGAGGUCUAUCAGUUGGUGCUCCCAACAAGGCCUCAAGCAGUCUCCACAGCUAUUUAAUAAUGGUGCAAGGCUUUUCAUUGGAAUGCAGAGUGCUUUCGAGCUUUUCCUAAUUUGCAGAACGAGAUUCAUCAAGGUUGUGUUGAAGAUGAGUCAGAGAUGUCGUUCCAUGACUGGGCCAUUGACGGCUGCCUCAACGAAAAUGGCCAAUGAGGUUCGGGCCUUUUUUGAGGCUUCUUUAAAAGCCCUUACGUCUGAGCUGUCCUGGUUGCAAAACCUCCAGUAUGAACUGUGUGUCGCUUGCUGUCUCUGCUUGCAAAAUGGUGAUCAGUGCACUAAACAUGAAUCAAAAAGUUGUUCUCAGGAUGAAUGCUUGCAUCUUCUCCGAGUACAUCCCGGAGAAGAGCCUAUUUGUACAAAGAGCCACAAUGGUGAAUUGGUUAAGGUGAAUGGAUUGGAGAAAUGGUUCCAAGCUUACAAAGCUCUGGUAAUCUUGUUUUCACUGAUGCCAUCUGUUUAA
Porites evermanni is the source of this 3162-nucleotide messenger RNA. NCBI's taxonomy places the organism in Eukaryota, Metazoa, Cnidaria, Anthozoa, Scleractinia, Poritidae. The record is from the annotation of a GenBank genome assembly.